This is a messenger RNA of Brienomyrus brachyistius, 3138 nucleotides long. It is a transcript of the gene il17rd, whose product is annotated as interleukin 17 receptor D. The transcript is spliced from 13 exons. Lineage: Eukaryota; Metazoa; Chordata; Actinopteri; Osteoglossiformes; Mormyridae. The record is from RefSeq and is a predicted model, not a curated record. The coding region runs from base 42 to 2267 and encodes 741 amino acids. Gene Ontology annotation, molecular function: interleukin-17 receptor activity; protein binding.
GUCAAAGCGAGCAGGCUCUCACACUGGAUUAGCCCGUCUUCAUGGACGGAGGAGGGAUGGCUCCGCCGGGGAAGCUAGUCUCUUUACUCACAACUUUGUUUGUAAUUCAACUUUUGAGCCUAUAUAUAGCAACGCUGGCUAGUACCUCAAAAAAAUGGAACACAGACAAAUGCAACCUAAAGGGUCUCCCAUCAAAUUCCGAGGACAGCAGCCGAAAGCCUGCGGUCACGUUUCGUACUGACAACUGCACGGUGAACUGGGGCCUGGUGGGGAAGCACGCAAUCCACGAGGUAAACAACGUCACCUUCAGCCACCUCUCCUGCGACAGCCAGGCAGCCGUGCUGGUUCACUGGACCCCCAGUCCCCUCGGGAUUGAACAUGUUAAAGGCUUCCGGGUCUACCUAGAAGACAAGAACCCGGAGGGGAAACAGUGCCAGCACAUGGCCUUGAAGGAUCCACGCCAGCUCAAUUUCUCUUUCAGAAAUUUUAGGAUGAGCACCCAGCCCUUUUCGGGCCUUGCCUUUGAGACGGACUACAUGGUCCGCAUCGUGCCGUUCCCCACCUUCAUGAAUGACAGCUAUUUCCCACCGUCUUUCCUGCGCACAAACAGCUGCGAAGUGCUUUUGGGAUCAGACAAUCUGGUCUGCAAGCCGUUCUGGAAGCCGCGGAAUUUCAGUGUCUCCCAGUUCGGCUCCAGCCUGCAUGUGGUGUUUGACCACGCCCCUUCCACAUUUGGCUUCAACACCUACUACCUGAACUACAAGAUGAGGCAGGAAGGCUCCUUUCGGCUAAAACGCUGCAGAACGGAGUCCAGCUCGGACAAAACUACUUGCGUGCUGGAAGAUCUCACCCCAGGAACCUACACGAUUGAGCUCCGCGAUGACAGCAACGCCACUAGACGCCAGACACAGUACCACGUGAGCCAAGUGCAUUCCCCCUGGGCUGGACCCAUCCGCGCCAUGGCCAUCACUGUACCCUUGGUCAUCAUGUCGGCCUUCGCCACCCUCUUCACUGUGAUGUGUCGCAAGAAGCAACAAGAGAACAUAUAUUCCCACUUGGACGAGGAGAGCUCCGAGUCAUCCAGCCACACCACAGCCCUCCACGCAGAGCGACCGCGCCCACGCCCCAAGGUCUUCCUCUGCUAUUCCAACAAAGAUGGACCCAAACACCUGGCUGUCAUCCAGAGCUUCGCUGCCUUCUUGCAGGACUUCUGCGGUUGCGAGGUGACGCUGGACCUGUGGGAGCACCUGGAGAUCUGCAGGGAGAGCCAGAUGGCCUGGCUGAGUCAGCGGCUCCAGGAAUCCCAGUUCAUCAUCGCCGUCUGCUCCAAGGGGAUGAAGUACUUUGUGGAGAAGAAGAAUCGCAGGGGCAAAGGCAGUGCCGGGAACGGGGGCGCUGCGGGAGGGGAGAUGUUUGUCGUGGCCGUGGCCAUGAUUGCCGAGAAGCUACGGCGCGCUCGCCAGCGCUCGCCAGACCUCUCCCGCUUCAUGGCGGUCUACUUCGACUACUCCCGCGAGAGCGACAUCCCUGCCGCGCUGGACCUGGCACCUAGGUUCAAGCUGAUGGAGCAGCUCCCACGCCUGUCCGCCCGCCUGCACUGCCACCCGGCCGGCGCCCCCGAUCGCGAGGCCCAGCCGGCGGCCAUCAGCGAGCGCAACUACUUCCGCAGCCGGUCAGGGCGGUCGCUCUACGUCGCCAUCUGCAACAUGCACCAGCACAUCGCCCAGGAGCCCGACUGGUUCGAGAGGCAGCUGGCACCGGGCCCCGGGCCCCAGCCGUGUGCGCACCCGCCUGUUGAGAAGCUCGAUUCUGGACUGGCGCUCAACGAGGUCACCCUCAAGGGGAUCCCCGAGGGAGACCGCCCCCUGAAGAAUACUUUGCUUGCGGCCCCGCAAGCCUCCGCCGCCUUGUCCAGACUGUUGCAGGGGGAACAUGAUGGUUCUGCCUCCCAGGACAGCAGCGCCCCCUUGAGGCCAGUUCUGCAGGCAGAUGGCAAUGCCAGCCCCCCUGAAAUGCCAAGGGACUCGGGCAUCUAUGACUCAUCAGUGCCUUCCUCUGAGCUGUCCAUUCCCCUGAUGGAAGGUCUGUGUCCGGACCAGGCAGACUCCUCCUCCUUGGCCGAAAGCAUGUCCUCCUCUUCUGGAUUGGGUGACGAGGAGCCCCCUGCUGGUAGCUCUGUUCACUGCGGCGUGCCGACCAUCUGCAAAGCUCAGCUCCACCACAGCUUACAUCAGAGCGACAUGCUGACGCCAGAGGGGCCUUUCUAGAGCUUGUGGGCUGGACACACGUCGCCACUUUAUAAACCCGCCCCCCCCACCCCGACAUCACGGGUUCUCCCUCGCCAGCUGCCCGUCACAUUUUAGGGACGAAAGAACAUCGGCGGUAGCUACUGAUGCCCCCCACCCCCCCACAGAGACUGAUAGGGGAGUAACAACACACUUUAAUUUUAGUCCUGUCUAAUUUGCGGCUACAGUCAGUCGGAAUGUGCAAGGACAUGCCGCUAUGUGACCAAAGAGGUUACACUUUUAGUUUUUUUUUUUUUUUUUUAAACCUGUUUUUAGCUAUCACAGUUUGUAUGUGGCACACUUUUUAUAUAUACAACAUUUCAUCUGCUCUGUGUCUGCCUAAUCUUCCAUAUUUAUACUGCUGUACCUGUUGUGCCGACAGCAUUAAAUCGCAAUAUUAGCACAGCUGCUCGUUAGCCAUUUGAGUGGUUCUGUGCAUAUUGUUUUAAUUUAUUUUCAAAUCCCUCCUUUUUAUAGCGUGUCUUUUCAGCGGGAUCGUUAUUCCUCUGCCGGCGGGCUGACAAAUCGCUAAAGCCGAUCGUGUGUGUCAGAGCACUUUUAGAUGAUACGCAGCAUCGCAAUCUUCUUAGUAUUUAAUUUUGAAAAUGUGAAAUUUUGCUUCUGUUUGCCAUUAUCAGUGCUGUACGGUUUAUUAUUUUUUUUUUUGUAUCUGUUGCCUUAAGAUACUACAGCUGUGUUGCUUGAGGUAAAUUAUUUUUGUAAUGUUUUUUUUACACAUCAUUAAGCCUCAGUUUUUUUGCUGAAUUUUUACAAACUGACAGGAGCACCACUACUGUGGAAAUGGCUGAAAUACAAGUUUUCCUUCUCAGUUUCUUGAGUUUUUUUUUUUUUU